CCUCGGGCUUGGCGGGCGAGAGGAGCAGCGGGGCCCGGCCGGGGGAGAGGGGAGGGCCGGGCAGGGCAGGGCACGGCCGGGGGAGGAGGGCCGGGCCGGGCAGGGCAGGGCCGGGUAGGCGGCUCCCUCUCCCGGCGGCGGUUUCAAGCGGCGGCUCUGAGGCAGGGCUAAGAUGGCGGCGCGCGGGGCAGGAUGAGCGGCGGCCGGCAGCAAACUCUGCUCCAGGUGUGGCGGGCGCCCGGCGGCCGAGCCCAGCUCGGGAACGCGGGCAGCGACAGCGAUGACGAGCUGCUGCUGGCAGCCGCGGCCGCCGCCGACCCCUGCCCGGUGCGGGGCUUCAGCGAGGCGGCGGGCGCCAUCUGGAUCUACCCCACCAACCUGCCCGUGCGCCCGUACCAGGAGCGCAUGGCCGGCGCCGCGCUGCUGGCCAACACCCUGGUGUGCCUGCCCACGGGGCUGGGCAAGACUUUCGUGGCCGCCGUGGUCAUGUACAACUUCUACCGCUGGUUCCCCUCGGGGAAGGUGCUGUUCCUCGCCCCCACCAAGCCGCUGGUGGCUCAGCAGAUGGAGGCGUGCGGCCGCGUCAUGGGCAUCCCGUCCCGGGACAUGGCGGAGAUGACAGGAGGAACCCAGGCUCUGGACCGCCGGGAGCUCUGGAAUUCCAAGAGGGUGUUUUUCCUCACACCUCAGAUCAUGGUCAAUGACCUCUCUCGUGGGACCUGUCCUGCUCUGGACAUCAAAUGUCUGGUUAUUGAUGAAGCCCACAAAGCCCUUGGCAAUCAUGCCUACUGCCAGGUUGUGAGGGAACUGAGCAAAUACACAACUCAAUUCCGGGUCCUGGCCCUGAGUGCCACCCCAGGCAGUGACACCAAGGCUGUGCAACAAGUUAUCUCCAACUUGCUGAUUGCUCAGAUAGAGAUGUGUGCUGAAGAUUCUCCAGAGGUCCAGCCUUAUUCUCAUGAGAGACAAGUGGAAAAAAUUGUUGUUCCACUUGGGGAAGAGCUGGAAGAAAUGCAGAACACUUACAUCAAGGUGCUGGAAGCGUUUGCUGGGCGCCUGAUUAAGGUGGGAGUUUUAUCCAGGAGGGAUAUUCCCAGCCUGACCAAGUACCAGCUCAUCCUGGCAAGGGAUCAGUACAGGAAGAACCCCUCUGCACAACAUGCAGGGAUCCACCAAGGCAUCAUAGAAGGAGACUUUGCCCUGUGCAUCAGCCUGUACCACGGGUACGAGCUGCUGCUGCAGGUGGGGACCCGCUCCCUGUUCAUCUACCUGUGGGGAAUCAUGGAUGGGUCCAAAGGCUUGUCCCGCACCAAGAACGAGCUGGGGCGCAACGAGGACUUCAUGAAGCUCUACCUGCAGCUGCAGGACAUCUUCUCAGACACUGCCCUGGCUCCUGACUCUGGGGGUGUUUGCAGCAGCACAGCAGAAUCGGGAAAGAAAAAGGAAUUUGUCUACAGCCAUCCAAAAUUAAAGAAACUGGAGGAAAUCAUAGUAGAACACUUCAAGUCUUGGAAACAGAGAUGUUCUGCAGGUGAAGAGAAGAGCGGCAGCUCAGCUGAGGACACGAGGGUGAUGAUCUUCUCCUCGUUCCGGGACAGCGUGCAGGAGAUCGCCGAGCUGCUGGCGCGGCUGCGGCCGGCCGUGCGCGCCAUGAGCUUCGUGGGACACGCCUCGGGGCGGGGCAGCCGGGGCUACAGCCCCCGGGAGCAGCUGGAGGUGGUGCGGCGGUUCCGGGAGGGCGGCUACAACACGCUGGUGUCCACGUGCGUGGGCGAGGAGGGGCUGGACAUCGGCGAGGUGGAUCUGAUCGUGUGCCUGGACGCGCAGCGCAGCCCCGUGCGCCUGCUGCAGCGCAUGGGCCGCACCGGGCGGCGGCGCCGCGGCCGCGUCGUGCUGAUCCUGGCCCGGGGCCGCGAGGAGAGGACCUACAACCAGAGCCAGUGUAACAAAAGGAGCAUCAACAAAGCCAUUUCAGGGAACAAAACCCUUCGUUUCUACCAGCACAGCCCACGGAUGGUUCCAGAAGGCAUCAACCCCCAAGUGCACAAAAUGUUCAUCACUGCUGAGAAGGAGGAGCCCAGGAUGCUUUCCAGAGGGAGGAGGUGCAGCUCCCUGCAGCACAGAUCUGCUCUCUGUGUCCCUGGCCAAAAACAAAUUAAGUCCCAUGAGAGCUGGUCCUUGUCACCUGAGGAGUUUGAAAUAUGGGACAGACUCUACAGGAUUAAGGAAAGUGAUGGGAUAAAGGAGCCAGUAUUGCCUCGAGCUCAGUUUGAAACCUUAGAGAACCUGGAAGAAACUCCACUCGGCCUGCAGGGGCCCGAGGGGGGGGCCCGGGAGCUCUCCCUGUGUGAGUGGAGCCUGUGGCAGAACCAGCCCCUGCCCACCUGCCUGGUGGAGCACUCGGAUCGUUGUCACCUCUUCAUCGGGGCCAUGCAAAUGAUGGAGCUCAUGAGGCACCAGCAGGGAGACUGCAGCUAUGGGCAGGAGCUCCAGCCUCACCUACGGAUGGAAGAUGUGAACAUUCCAAGGAGCAGAAGGCAUCCCUCCACCUCCAGCCCCCCCGGGAAGCAGAGGAUGGAAGAUGUGAACAUUCCAGGGAGCAGAAGGCAUCCCUGCACCUCCAGCCCCCCCGGGAAGCAGAGGAUGGAAGAUGUGAACAUUGCAGGGAGCAGAAGGCAUCCCUCCACCUCCAGCCCCCCCGGGAAGCAGAGAGCUCGCUGCUCCAGGAGAGACCUGGCAAAAUCCAAGGCACAGCCAUUCCCACCUGAUUCGGGUGAUAAUGGGAGCGAGUUCUUCAGCACCUUUAAAGUCACCAAAGCCAAGGCUCCCCGGAGGGCCCCUGCCGGGGAGGAGGUGCCUGCGGAGCCCCAGGACCCUCCAGGCUCUCCCUCGGCAGCAAGGCUGGCUGUGCCUGGGCACUCUGACCUGGCCAGUGACAAGGACGAGGGGCUGGAGGUGACAUUUGACUUAAAUGCUUGUAUUGACCUGUGUGACAGCCCUGCCAGCCCAGCAGCACAGGAGGGCAGCCCUGCAGGGCAAUCCUGUGGGAGGAUCCCUGGGGAUUCGGGCUAUGAGACAUCCCCCGUGGCCUCGGGGCUGUUCUAUCUCCCCGAGUCCUGCAGGGAUUCCCUCACACUCCUGGCUCCCCCCCAGGAGCCCCCGGGGCUGCUGCAAAGGUUUUCCCAGGUGCAAAGGCUUCUGUCCCAGUGCCCUCCCUCUGGGGAUGAGCUGCAGGGUUUGGAGAGCAUGAUGAGAGAUGAAGGAACAAGAUCUCCUUCCCCAAAAGUUCUCCCUGAUGGUCACUCAGAGGCACUGCAGGACAGUGUCCCCCCCUCACCCCCAAAACCUGAUCCUUCACUGCUGCCCCUGGAAAACCCCAAAGGGACAGCUCCCAGGGAAUUCUGUGCCUCAAGCAGUCCCUGCUUGUCCAAAAGUGAGUCAUCUACCAAGGCUGCUGCUGUUGGAGAGGAGCAGCUCUGGAGUGACAGCUUUGAUGGCCUGUUUGACAGUGAGGAAUUCCCUGAAAUCCCAAACAAGGCUCCCAGCAUGAGCCACCCCCUGCCAAACAGCCCUUCAAAGGAGCCUUUCCUUCCCAAGAACACAGGAGAGACCCUUGAAGUUCCUGGGGAGGAGCAGAGUCUCCAUUUGUUUGAGGAUGAGGCUGGUGAGGACAGCCCCAGGAGCACCGAGCCUCCAGCCAGGGCAGCUCCAGCUGGGACAGGGAGAGAGGCAGGCAGGGAAUGGCCCUGUGUGAGCCCCAGGCAGCCCUGCAGGGAGCAGCCCUGGGACAGGGAGCAGCCCUGGGACAGGGAACAGCCCCGGGGCAGGGAGCAGCCCUGGGAGAGGGAACAGCCCUGGGAGAGGGAACAGCCCCGGGACAGGGAGCAGCCCUGGGACAGGGAACAGCCCCGGGACAGGGAACAGCCCCGGGACAGGGAACAGCCCUGGGAGAGGGAACAGCCCUGCAGGGAGCAGCCCUGGGACAGGGAACAGCCCCGGGACAGGGAACAGCCCUGCAGGGAACAGCCCCGGGACAGGGAACAGCCCUGGGACAGGGAACAGCCCUGGGACAGGGAACAGCCCUGCAGGGAGCAGCCCUGGGACAGGGAACAGCCCCAGGACAGGGAACAGCCCUGGGACAGGGAACAGCCCUGCAGGGAACAGCCCUGGGGCAGGGAACAGCCCCGGGACAGGGAGCAGCCCUGGGAGAGGGAACAGCCCCGGGACAGGGAGCAGCCCUGCAGGGAGCAGUCCUGGGACAGGGAACAGCCCUGGGACAGGGAACAGCCCCGGGACAGGGAACAGCCCUGCAGGGAGUCCAUGGCAGCACCAGCAGGGGAUGAUCCCUAUGACUGCUCCCAGGAGCUGUUCUCUGUCACCUUCGACCUGGGCUUCUCCAUCGAGGGCAGUGGGGAUGACAGCUCUGAGGAGAGCAGGAGUGCUGAUCACCCCACCCUGAACGGGGCCCCAGGGGCUGAGUCCACUGAGGAUGCAAAGGUGUCCCUGGGUGAUGGCUCCAGGCUGGAAACCUCACCAGGAUGGGACUGGAGCAGGCUGGAGAGAAGGGCCAUGUCCACACCACUGUCACUGCAGAGCAGGGAAGGGACCAAGGGAGCUCCUGCUGCAGGGCCUGUCCUCAAUUCAGGGGGCAGCAGAAUGGGAAGGAACCCCCCUGAACCUUUGCCUUCAGCACCUCUGACCCCAACAGGCAGCAAGGGUGUGAGCAUCAAAGCUGUCAAAAGAAUUCCUAUGAAAGUCUUCUCCAACACCAGGGAGCAAAUUCCAGAGGUGCCUCCUGGAGGUGAAGUCAGAGCAAGCCCUUGGGGGCAGAACUUUGGGAGAUCAGCCAUGGAUUCCCCUUCAGGAGGGACAAAAGGCCUGGAAGACACCAAACCCCAGGGGUCUCCUGCUGCAGGACCCAGCAGUGACAGCGAGGAAGAGAUCGUUUUCCAGAGAAAAAAGAGGAUAAAAAAGAAUGUUUUGAAGUCUCCUGAUGGGAUGGACGAGAGCGACCUGGAGCGCCCAGCCCGGCCCCGCAGGAAACGGCCCCUGAGCCUGUCAGACUCCUCCAGUGAGGCCAGUGGGGAUUUCCAGGGGGGCAGGAGCAGCUCCAGGCCCAGGCCCCAGGCAGGAGGGGCCAAGCGGCAGCGGCUCAGGGACACGGGCACAGCCAAGGCUGCAGGCAGGCAGUUCCUGGAGGAGGAGGCUGAGCUGUCCCAGCUGGAUGCCCAGGGGAUCUCGUCGGACGAGAGCGACUCCGGGGAGGAGCCCAGCCCCUCCCUGGCCCAGUUCCUGGAUGAUGAGGGGGAGCCCACACAGGCCCUCAAUGACUCUGAGAUGAGGGCAGUGUACCUGAGCUCGGUGCUCAGCCCCGCCCUGGGCAGCAGCUACAGGAUGGUCCAGCGGCACUUCAACCCCUCAGACAUUUUCUCCCAGAUUCCUGAACAAGACUCAUCUUACGCUGAGGACAGUUUCUGUGUGGGGGAUGAGGAGGAGGAGGAGGCCCCGGGUGGCUGCAGUGAGGAGGAGCUGUGUGUGAGCUUUGCUCUGCUCCCCGAGGGCAGCAGGGGCCGGUACCUGACCCGGCUCAGGAGGAGGCUGCAGCAGGCAGGGGGCGGCCCUGCCCCGGGGCACAGGAGGAAACCAUCCCGGAUUAUCGUGCCCAGCGACUCCAGCGAGGAGGAGACAGCAGGCAGCAGGGAGAAGGGCCUGGCAGCAGGGCAGGGCAGGGGGCAGCUGCCCUCAGCCCCCCCUGCACAGCACAGGGCUGGGGCAGGCACAGCUCCUCAGCACACACACGGGCUGGGCCUGGAAACUUCCCAGCCUGGGCUGCUGGAUCUGCCCCAGGAGCAUCCAGGCAGGAGCACACCCAUCCCAGCUGGCCCUGGCUGCAGGAGCAGGGCUCUGCAGGCUGCUGCUGAGGUGUGCAGCUCUUCGAAGACCCAGGGGAGCAGCUCAGGCUCGGCGUGUCCUGCUGUCCCAAACCCUUCCUCAGCCCCAGCUGGGAUUUCCCGAGUUCCUGGAGAGCAGAGCUGUUCCCUGGCUGGGAUUUCCCGGGUUCCCGAGGAUCACAGCCCCUCCCUGGCUGGGAUUUCCCGGGUUCCCGAGGAUCACAGCCCCUCCCUGGCUGGGAUUUCCCGGGAUCCCGAGGAUCACAGCCCCUCCCUGGCUGGGAUUUCCCGGGUUCCAGGGGAUCACAGCCCCUCCCUGGCUGGGAUUUCCCGGGUUCCCGAGGAUCACAGCCCCUCCCUGGCUGGGAUAUCCCGGGUUUCCGAGGAUCACAGCCCCUCCCUGGCUGGGAUUUCCCGGGUUCCCGAGGAUCACAGCCCCUCCCUGGCUGGGAUUUCCCGGGUUCCAGGGGAUCACAGCCCCUCCCUGGCUGGGAUUUCCCGGGAUCCCGAGGAUCACAGCCCCUCCCUGGCUGGGAUUUCCCGGGUUCCCGAGGAUCACAGCCCCUCCCUGGCUGGAAUAUCCCGGGUUCCAGGGGAUCCCAGCCCCUCCCUGUGCAUCCUGGCCGACAGCCGGGAGAUCAGCUCGGGCCCGGAGGUGAUCUCCAGCCUGCGGGCCGUGCACGGGCUCCGGGUGCAGAUUUGCUCCCUGGGCAGCAGCGAUUACAUCGUCAGCAACCGGCUGGCCGUGGACAGGCUGCUGCAGUCCGAGCUGCAGAGCCCCGGCAGCAGGAGCAGGCUCGGGCAGAGGCUGCAGCGCCUGCAGGGCACCUUCCAGAGGGUCUGUGUCAUCGUGGAGACCGACAGGGUCAGGCCAGGAGACACAUCCCGCUGUGUCCAGAGGACUCAGUACUAUGAUGGGGUGCUCUCAGCCUUGGUCCAGGCUGGGAUAAAGAUCCUCUUCAGCUCCUGCCAGCAGGAAAGUGCAGCUCUGCUGAAGGAGCUGGCCCUGCUGGAGCACAGGGAGGACGCUGCCAUCCAGGUGCCCACGGAGCCGGAGGGGCACGGCCGGGAGCUCCUCAGCUUCUACCUGAGCAUUCCCAACCUCAGCUACGCAGCUGCCCUCAACCUGUGCCACUCCUUCAGCUCCAUCACAGCUGUGGCCAACAGCUCGCUGCCGUCGCUGGCGGCGGGGGCGCGGCUCAGCCGGCCCCAGGCCGAGGAGCUCCGGCGGUUCCUGCGGCACCACUUCGACCUCCAGCUGCUGCCUCAGGCCGCGCCCGCCAAGGGCAAGAGCUGAGCUCGGCACUGCGGGGCCUGCACUGCACUUUACCCGCUCGGGAUUGGAUGUAAAUUAUGGAAAUAAACAUUUGUACAUAUAACUAUGUCAAACCUCGGGCCGCGGGAGCUGCGCAGGGUCCCCGGGCCGGGGGAUCCUCCCGAAUUCCUGUAAAGGCACAAUAAUGGCUCGAGUAGCGCGGCGGAGCUUUGGGGAGCGAUGGCAGCACUGACCGCAGCACUGACCGCAGCACUGACCGCCCCGUGUCUGCAGGCUCAAGGGCACGGCCGGGUGUUCAUGUUCCCGGACAGGGAGGGGGUCCCGGGGGUCCCGGGCAGCGCCUCCCCCGCUCCUCGGUGCCUCUGCCCGGCUCAGGGCCCGGAGCUUUCCCAGCCUCUGCUGCCCCCGGCUGGAAAAGGAUCGGGAUCGGCAUCGGGAUCGGCAUUCCCGCCCCUUCGGCAGCAGCGCUGCCCGGGGAGAGGCUGGACAGGGAGAGAUCCUGGGACAGGGAGAGAUCAGUCCUGGGACAGGGGCUGGGACAGGGAGGAAUCAAUCCUGGAACAGGAGCUGUCCUGGGCAGCUGGGGGCAGCUGCUCCACGGCUGGAACCCUCUGGAGCCAGGUGGGAGAGCUGGGAAUGUUCCACUGGAGAGAAGGAUCCAGGGAGAGCUCAGAGCCCCUGGCAGGGCCUGGAGGGAUCCAGGAGAGCUGGAGAGAGACUGGGGACAAGGGAUGGAGGGACAGGACACAGGGAAUGGGACACUGCCAGGGGCAGGGAUGGAUGGGAUAUUGGGAAUUGGGAAUUCCUGGCUGGGCUGGGAUUGCCAGAGCAGCUGUGGCUGCCCCUGGAUCCCUGGCAGUGCCCAAGGCCAGGCUGGACAUUGGGGUUGGAGCAGCUGGGACAGGGUGGCAGGGGUGGCUCUGGGGGGGGGAUUUAAGGUCCCUUCCCACCCAAACCAUUCUGGGAUUCCAAACCAAGAGGAUGAAGCCUUGCAGGCACCAUUCCAAGCUGGACAGCUCCUGGAUUCUGCAACCCCACCACAGGUCUGAGUAAUCAUUGAG
Oenanthe melanoleuca is the source of this 8228-nucleotide messenger RNA. It is a transcript of the gene FANCM, whose product is annotated as FA complementation group M. The record is from RefSeq and is a predicted model, not a curated record. Gene Ontology annotation, molecular function: 3'-5' DNA helicase activity; ATP binding; nuclease activity. The transcript has 23 exons. Lineage: Eukaryota; Metazoa; Chordata; Aves; Passeriformes; Muscicapidae. Bases 193 to 7188 code for a protein of 2331 amino acids. Gene Ontology annotation, biological process: replication fork reversal; double-strand break repair via synthesis-dependent strand annealing; interstrand cross-link repair.